UCAUUCUGCAUCUUAAAUCCCGUAAAGUUAAGGCAUGAAGUAUGAGUGUGAUAUCUAAAUGGCAGUGUCUGAAGUCCGUGGCUUAGGUAAUUUAUUGGAAGCAAACAAAAUCUCCAUUCGAAAGUGUGAACAGGAUGGGCAAGUUUCACGUGGUGGAAUUAUGGAUAAAAAUCUGGUUCCAGAUAGUUUACCACCCUGGUCACUUCAUGGUUCUCUUUCUGACUUUGCCCAGUUUCAGAAUGGACAAGACAGAGAUCUGCAGAACCAAGAUAGUGUCCCAUACUCUGAUAACACCAUGGUGGAUGAUCUGGUGGCAAAGAUAUUGGAUGAUGAUGCCUGUUUAGUUGGCAGUGUGCCCAAUGACUACUUGUCAGAGGGAUCAUCCCAGAAGGAAUCAAACAUGUUCUCAUUGUACAAAGGCCCUAGUAUGUUUGGCAGUCAUUGGUCAGAGCAGUUUCAUAAUCACCUGAAUGGAACUUCUCUCACUCCUAAUGGUGAGGACGGCUUGGGCACAAUUGAUGGAGACUUCUUGCAGUCACAAAUUGGCAUUGGGAAAGAUUUUCUGACUUCAAAUUCAGAGUACCAGUGCCUAAAUCUAGGGCCAAUAGAGCAUGCAGAUUGUGAUGUGUUACAUUUUGCUGCAAUGCAAGGAACAGGAUCAGAGCAACCAGUGCAGACACUACCACCCCCAACCCAUCACCCUCAAACAAAGCCCCUACCUUCGGAUUUAUAUGCUGAACAGCUCUGGCUUUGUGCUCAACAGCAACAGUACCAAUCAAAUCAACAGGGUUCCAAUUCUCCCUCUGCUAUGGUCAGGGACUUUUCAUCUGACUCUAACUUUUUGUCUGGUUCACCUUUGUCUCUGUAUUCACCUAACUCAGUUCCACAAGGUUCAGGUCCUCAGCAGCCAGCUCAAGGUCCUGUAAUGUAUGGGCAGGGUUUGCCAAAUGACAUACAAAUGUACAACUAUGUCCAGAUGUUAAAUUAUACUGCCAAGCUGAAUCUGAACUCAGGUUCAGGUUCAGAAGCACUGAAUAGUGUGACAGGUUACUCUGCACCAAACCGGCCACAGGUUUCACCUCUUGACAGAAUCAAUCCUGUCCUACCCAAAAAAGAUUCCAGUAAGCCCUGCCCAUUCCCAACAAAUCUUCUGCAAUUGGCCAAUGAUUAUAGAGGAAUGACAAAGCAAGAAGUCUCUCAAACUAAUAACAGCACUGUCUGUGAUGGGAGUCUGAAUAUCCUUGACCAGCAGCUCAAUAUUAACCUCAUGAAGUUAAACUCAUCAGCACAGAAGAAUAAUUUGUCAUGUGUAUCAAGCAACACAGAAUCCCGUUCAAAUAUGGUACCAGUGUCAUGUUCUGGUCAUCUCUCAUGUUCAAGUUCCCACCAGUCACCACCAGUCUACUCUCCCAUUGGCUUUCCUCGAAACCUUAGCAGCCGAUCUUCAAGCCACAGCCAACAGUCAUUUUCUUCUGGUCUAACCAAAGGAGAAUCUGGAAGUUUUGGUUAUGGCAAUGGAAUAAAGUUCAGAGGACCAAGUGGCAUGGAUGGAAGUGGAGGGAGUAAUUACCCUUUGAACCAUAACAACAACAAUAACAAUGACAACGAAUUGGGAGGAAAGACUGUACUGGGCCUGACUGGAGUUUCACGACUGAGUCAAGUUUCCAGUAGUAAUGGUGGAUCAGUUUUCAGUAACCCAAAUUUCACGUCUGGUAAUCCACCUCCACCAACACUGGAAACUAACAAAAGCUUCCUGCCAGUAGAUCCUCGACCAAGCCUUCAUAUGCCAUAUGGCCCACCUAAUACCAAUUCUUUGCCUCCAUUACACCAUUUGAUUCCUCCACCACCUUUGGAUGGUUCCCCCUAUCCAACAGAAUUGUAUGCGGAACUGAUGAAGAACAGAUCAAGUCUAGGUUAUCUACCGCCAGGUCCUCCAUCGUCAUCAUCAUCUGAUAUGAUGCCCUUCUAUGAUGUUUCAGGAAUAUUUCCUUUCCCACCACACAUGUAUAGCUUCAGGUCUUUUCGACGCAGUGGACCAUCCAGUGAACUUCACUUACGUCUUGAAGAAUGUUGCGAUCAGUUUAAGAAUCUUGAGAAGGAACGCAAGAAAACAGAGGCUGAACUUGCCCGUCAUAAUCCAGGGAAGAAAGUGUCAUCUGCUAACAACAUUCCUGUACCAAGACUCCCACCCAGUCCAUCACGUGUUGAUCGCCUCAUUGUGGACCAGUUGCGCGAACGUGCUAGGGUGAUCACACUGAUUGCCAAAAUGGAGCAACUACGUGGUGAGGCUGUCAGCCCACAGAUUCAUGCAUCCAUGGAGACAUGGCUUGAUGCCAUCAAAAAAGUGCAGGCUCGGCGCCGUGAUGAAAUUAUCAAUUCAACCAACCGUCAUCAUAAUAUUGUGGCUGGGAUUCAGACUCCUCGUAUCCAAGAGGAUAAAGAUAUACUGGCCCUGGCAGCUAGUAUUAAGGAACUGACGGCAGGAUCCCGAAAGGCACGCACGGGCAUGUGGUGUGCCUUAGGCGUGACACUGCUGAUGCAAGAACAAGAAGGGGAAAGCAAAGAGUCAAAAAUUACAGGAACAGGAGAUGCAAGUGACAAGGUGGAUGCUACCUCUGCUCCAUCCACUACUGCAACUGCUAGCUCAGUUGUUAUUAGUACUUCUACUGUCUCUACCACCACUACUGCUGCUGAUAUUACAGCAGGGCAAGUAGAGGAGCUACAAAACAAUUAGAGGCCAGAAUCUUGAAGUUGAGCUGAUUAUGAGGCUAGCUCAAUAUUGCAUUUGUUUAGAAGCAUUGACAUGAUUCUUUAUCACACUUUUUAUCUAAGUUAUUUAACAACUAUUUAUUAACCUACAUCCUUACAUAUUUGGCUAGUUUAGAAUUCCUACAAGAAAUAGAGUAGGUUUCCCAUAUAGAGUUAACAGUCUGACGUGUUUUUACUGUGGAUGUUACAAAAAGAAAAGCAGUCUAUGCAGUGGAGUUUGUUGGCAAUUAUUUGAUAGUCUUGUUUCUGUAAUAUAGAUGUUGUGAAGGAGAAAUGAUCAGUAUGGUUGAAUUUGAGGCUUGGUUGGUGCAGGUUACUGUGUUCUUUCUACCUGCACUGAUUUUAUUUGAUUUUAAAUACUCUUGACGUUACUGAAGAUAUUCUAAUGAUACUUAAUGUUAAACAAUGAUGCUAGAUAGAUAUGUGUAUUUACUGAAUAUAGACUAGAGAGCAUGGCUGCAGAGUCCACUUGCUAACAUUAUAUAAACUGCCUAAGAAGAUGGGCUAGAUUUUUGUUACUAGUUUUCAUAUGAUGUAAGGUUUUAGUACACAAAUGUGAGUAUGAUAUUUCUCUUCUUUCUUAAAAAAAUGAUUUCCUGUGCCUCAGUGUUCGAUGACUAGUCAUGCUCAUUAUUUUAAAAACCGGACUUUAAGAAACCUCAUUCAUAAAUAAAAUUUUGGUCAGACUUGUUCAUUAUACUGUACGUAACUGAUGGUCAUGUUAAAGGAAAAGUCAAUUGCAAUGGAAACAUAUAGCCUUUCGAUUGCCAAAGUUUUGCCAAUUGUUCCGGCUCAGUUGUCUUUUAAAAUGCUCUCUUCGAGUUACAGUGUUUUGUGUGAAUAAAUUGCACUCUGCUAGCUUAAUGUGUUUGACCAUCCUUAAAAUUUUCCUGCUUUUUUACACAUUGUCAUGACAUUUGGAGGUUACUUCUACAAAAUUUGGUAUAAAAAAAACGGUUAUAUGUGAUUGCUCCACUCAAAACUUAUAUAGCAUAACAAGAAUCACACUUUUGUCAUGACCACCUUUUGCAGUGAAACUUUCCUAAGACUGAUUAUGGUAAUUGUCUUACUUUCCUUUGGCACACAGUUUUUGUUGCUAUUAAGGUAAUAAUGGAAGACAUAGAGGAAUGUUCUCAGUUUUAUUCAUUGCAUUGUUUUUUUCUCUAUCUUGUUUUAAAUUAUUUGAACCAAACUUACUUGCUGUUCAAAAGCCACUGAUAGCCACAUAAUGUGAACGUAUUUUUGGGAGCACUUUGUAAGCUGUAACUUAAUCAUUCUGGCUGUAUGCUCAAAUGUGUUUGUCUUGUCAAUGCCUCCCAUCAAAAAUAGGCUUUUUGAAUUUUAAUGGAUUGUGCAUUGUGUAGAAAAAGUUAUGUUCCCUCGUAUUUGACUGUAUUAGGAUGUAUUGCACCUCAGUAUUAAACAAAUGGCAAAAUAACUGCACAUGCAAAAUCUAGAAAUUACGUUGGAAGGAGCAGGAAGCCUUGUGUGCUUCCUUCUCAUCGAUCCAUUGGUUUGGUGCUUUUUCUCCGGCAUUGCUGACAUUCUAAACUGUGAUAUAUAUUAUAUAUAUAAGGUUGGAUUAGAUCUUUAUUCUCCCUCAUUACACAAUCUGAAUUAAGUUUUAUGAAUGUUAGGUAAAUAAGUGCUAGUUGUCAAAACUAAUAGAGGACAAUCGUAACGUAAUGCAUGUGAUAUCAAUUAAUAUGACUCGAAGAGACCAAACUUCUCAAAGGAAUGUAGUUUAGCUAAAGGUAACUUUUUUAUGGAGGACUGCAUGAUGAGUCUGCUUGUAUAACUCUAAAAUAUCUUUUAAAAACUUAUUUCCAGUCUUUUAGUGUGAAAUGAUGAUAACCAGUGUUUUAUACUUGUAAGUGUGUGACUUUAAGCUCCAUGACAGCAUAGCUGUAAAGUUAUUGCACCAUAUCAUUACUGUAUUAAAGUUAAAAGUGUUAGAAAAAUUAGCUUUGCAACUUGUUGUUAGAUAUUAUAUGGUUACACCAUUGUAAGUACGUGAUUCUAAAUGGAAGUCAGUUGUGAUGUAGGAGCACAAAAACUGAUUUAAGUAUUGAAAUUGUUUUGUGGAUUAUAUAAUGUAUAGUGACCACAACAGAUAUAAUUGUUAAUACUGCGCUAGGAUGUUUACUAAGUGUACGAACCUUUGGCCAUGGAAAGGACUCAUGUUUAUUACCUAUUAUUGAGUCACAUUUUAUAAGUGCUUCCAGUUUGACGAUUGUUUAAGUUUCUUGCCACAUUGUUGCUGGCAGGCAGUUGUGUGUUAUUUUUAGGUUAAAAGAACAUUAAUGGUGUACCUUUUGUUAUUAUCUUGAAUCUCUUAGUUUAUCGGAGAGUUUUACUGAAAACUUUAUUAUUUAUCCUGUUACUUUUUAUUACUUCCCACACUGAGAACUGAGAUUUGUUAAUAAAAGUGCAUUUCUACUUGUACAUUUUAAUAUGUGAUAUUGGGAACAAUGGUAAAAUAAAUUCUCUUAUAUGCGACAGUAAUAAUUUGCGGUGCUUCUGUCUGGGAGAUUGCCUGUACCGUUAGUACUCAGGGACUAGAUCCUUCUUGCUUGAUAAAUAACUUCAGAGAAUCUGCAGUUUCCUAAUGAAUUUUUAUUUGUACUUUAACGAUAUAUUCAAGUUAUCAAAUGCUCAUUGACAUACUUGUAAAUGCUGAUGCCUGUGUUCAUAAGUCUUUAUGAAGUGAUUUUGAGUUUUGUAAGUGGCUAUGUGUUUAUUAUUUUUUCUUGUCUUAAUAUUUUUUCCUUGACCAAAGGUUCUUAGUUAACAUUUGUCUUGGUCUCUGUCUAAACUAUUUUUAAAUAUGCUGACAUAUUUAAAUUAUAAUACUAAUACUAUGAAAUAUUUUGUCACUGAAGUAAUUUUCUCAAGGGGUUAUGUGCAAGAUUUAUAUAUAUAUAUAAUGAAGUCACCUCAGGUGAUCGACUGUGUCAUCGAAGAGUUAGUGCUUGGCAUAUCAGGGACUACCACAUUCUCCAUCAUCAGGCGUUAAUGUGAUGUCGUAUUUGCAUGCUAUAUUUAUACGCAUCAGCCAGUUGCCCCAGCAUGUGCCAUGUGAUGACAGUGGGUGAAAACAGAAACAGGCUCUGAAAUGUCAGACAGUAACUCCACGGUGACAGGGCUGAUUGCAUGUUAAGACUUCAUUGUGUACUGUUGCUGUGUAAGCUUCAAACCAUAUAAAGAUAUAUAAAUGCUUCCAUCCUGACUUGAAAACUAGGUGAUUUUAUUUCAGAUUUUAUUGGUGUAAAUUUUUGUGAUCAUUCCUGGAUAGUUAGUAAUUGUCCAUGUCAGAAGUGGAUGCAUAAUUUGCAUGAGAUACCACUGUUUGCAGUGACACUGCACAUGACAUUACACAGCACAAGUUAUGUCAUCUUGCAAGAUAGUGGAAGGAGGGUUCAAUACCGCUUACCUGAUACUUAGUUUUUAGGUAGUUACAGUAAUAGUUCAGUUAUGUUAUUAAAAGCAAAGGAAGCCUGGAUUUUAGUUAGUUUCAUUUAGAAAUUAACUGGAACUUUAAUGUUUCUGGGACUGCCAGUGUACAUGUUUAAUAUUGACUACUUAUAUGUGCUGAAUUUUACUUAUUUUCCAUUACUUAUUACAGUUACCAUAUAUCAUUACAUUGUUUUAAAGCAUAAUAUUGGUGCAGUAUGAACUAUCUGGGGCAGUGUAACAUGUUGCAUAUUUGCCAUGACUUAAUGGUUGUGAUACAAUAAUGAGAAGGAGUUGGUUUAUUGUCCUGGACAUUAUUUUUCAGCCAGCAUGCUCUGGUGUUUAUUUUAGGCUUGCUGAAUGUUUUGGUAGAUUUCCUGUUCUUGUAAAAACUGCCAUUAGGCUAAGUCGUCGUGCCUCUUUUCUCCUAGACACACAUGCAAUGUGUUCUGUUGAAAUUCAUUCAUGUCAGUGUGCAGUUGUAUGUGUUGGAUAUUCAAUAUGAUUGAUACGCUUGUUUGAAUCCUUUAAAAUAUUCAUCCUCUUGGGUGUUGGAUAACACCGAACAGGACCUCAGUGUAAUAACAUUACAUAUUCCCAUUUGCACUCGCACAAUCUCAUAACUUAUUAUAUAUGAAAUACUAAUUAAAUGGGCUGUGGUAGAUUUAAUAUAUUAAUUGUGGGUGAUAUAAUAACACUGUACUUCUAGAUGAAUAAUGAAUUAUUCACAGAUAUUGAUCAAAAAUAUUUAGAGUAGUGAGGAAUCCUAGCUUAGUGCCAUGACAGAUUUUUGGGCAGGUCAGGACCAUAGUAGUAUGAGGUGCUUACUGUUAUGUACCAGAAAUGCAUAGCAGUAGUACUAUUUUGUCUUGGCUAGACAUCUGUUAUUAAAAUGGGUGUUUGUCUUUGCAUCAUUGUGGUUGAUGUAGGUUUGCAGUAUUUGCCAUUCAUCAGCAGACAGCAUUCAUAAUGCAGUAAGAAUAAGUAAUGUGCAUAACAAAUAUGCACUUUAUUCAUACAACCAUUAAUAAUAAUUUGCAAUAACAUUUACCUAGCUUGGUAACCUGACAUCGUUACUUGCACUGUAUUCUGUGCAUAGAAUUCAUUGCUGUACUGCAUUGUUUGUUGUAUGCCUAUAUGCAUAUAUCAUAACAACAAAUUAACUGUAAAUUUGUAGUAGUGUAAUACAGCAGAUGGACUUUAGUACUUUUGCAUACCGCUGGUCAAUACUGCUGCAAAAUUAUUUGAUUUAAAUGAUUACCCUAUAAUAUUUAUUUAUGUCUUAUUUAUUUAAUAUUUAUUAAGUAAAUGGAAACCAUCAUCCUGAACAUAUCAGGACUUGAAGAGCUUAUAUUAACUUGGAACCUCUUGCAUUUCCAAAACAAUGCUAGAAUAUUAAUAUUAAACACCUGAGAUCACAUCUCCAUUUUAGUACAUAUAUUAGAGUACAAAAUAUGAUGGGUUGAAGUGGGUGAAAGCAAGCUAACUUCUGGGAAAGGAGUGAAAGACCAAUGUUAUAAGUUCAUAGUAAGUAAGUAAGUAAGUAUAGCCCCCCCCCCUUUUUUUUUUCCAGAGAUGAAAAAUCAUUUUGGUCUUAAUUUAAAAGGAAAAGGAAUAGAGUUUUCUUCCACAAAAAUCCAAGAAAUAUACUUAUGUAACUGCUGCACAGGGACAUUGGUUUGUGUAAAAGGGAACUUUUUAUAUUGUAUUCAGAUAAGAAUAUUUGAAAUGAAAGAAGCUGCAUAUAUGCUAUUAUUGUGAACAUUUUUGUAACAUUCUUUCACUUUCCUUCUCAGAAUUCAAUCCGUAGAAUGACGUGGUGUUUCUCUUGUUAACUCCUAACACAGUCAUAUCUUCAGUCAUGCAGUCCAGAUUCUUGUAAUGUUUUGGCCAGUAGAGAUUUUAGACUAUUUGAAUUUUAGAACACCAUAUAUUAAGGCAGCUUUGAGUGAAGGUGCUGUUAGCGAGCUGUACAACCUUCCCACAUCAUAUCAAAGAAUACAGACCUUCAACUUCCAAUGUAAUUCAUGUCUGAACCAGUGUUCUACAACUUACAAAAAUGAAUGAUAGGACAAUUGUCUCUGAGUCAGAUUUUUCCGUCUAAUGUAGAAAGCAUUUAUUGCAUGUGUCUGGUAUGAUCUUGACCACUGGCACCACCGUAAAUUUGUCAUUUUAUAUUGUUAUUAAUAUGUAAUAAAAGUAUACAUUAUGGUUCAAAGAUUGAGGCCCAAAUAAAUGGCUUCAUGGGAAUACCAGCUGAAGAAUUGGUUUGUUUUAUUGUCAUCUUAAGCACAACCAUUGUUCCAUAAGUUAGGUGAUUAUAAUAGAAAGUGAAUCAAUAUUUGGUUGACAGCUUCAUUGAGUAGUUGUCUCAACAAUAUGUGGUAAUUAUUGAAAUUAGAACUGCCUGAUUUUACUAAAAUGUUACUGAAAGGUCUUCAUCCAAAUGAUAAAAUAAUUUUGAAAUAUUAUCCAUGGCUUAUAUUAUAAUGUAUGGGUAUUCUGACCAGACUUUGUAUAUUUAUUUUUUAUUAAACUGAAAGGCAGCGUGUGUUUGUAUUAAUGUAUAAAACAAUGGUUGCUAGUGGUCAUGUAUUAUGCCAUUUCUAAAUGAUGUUCAUGUUACAUUAUCUAUGCAGACACAAAAAUGUUGUUACCUUAUAUGUGUGGUAUGUGUGAAAUGGUGACUAUGUAAUUUUUUCAUUUUCUUUCUUGUUGCACAGUUUGAGAUUCAAUUUUAUGUUUGAGAUAGCAUCUCUACACUUUGGUGACUCAAGUAAUCAUAAUCCUUAUAACGGUUUGUUUGUUACAUAUAAAGGCCCCAAAUACAUGAGAGGUCACAGAGUAUAUAAAUUUGUUUACUGUAUGCCACUGUGGUAUUGAAUAUUACAGCAUUCUUGAUAAACAUGUUUUAUUGUAUGAUGGAUAUGAGAGAUUACUGAAGGACCCAGCUGAAUUGGAAAACCCAAGGUAUCGGGGUUAUUAAUAUUAUAUUAUAAUGGUUCUCAAAAGGAAAUAAGUCUGCUUCAUUCUUCCAGAACAUAUUAAUUGAAACUAUCAGUAUUUAAUUCCUGUGUUGUUCAAGUUAUUGUUGUCUAGUGUCAACAUUGUUCUUGUGCUGUAUGUUACUUCACAUGCAUUUGGAGCUUCUUUAAGAACUGUUAGCUUCUAGCCAGUCAUUACGAAAGCAUCAUUAUAGAAAUUUAGUUCUGAAGAGCAAUGUCAAAGAAAGUCAAUAGAAACAUAUAUAUAUAUAUAUUGUGUUAACUCACUAUUUUGUAGAAGCAUUCCAAUGCUUUUUGCCUGUUUAAAACUGUCUCAAACAAAGAGUGAAGACUUUGUUCUGUGUAACUUUAUUAAGUGUGUAUGGAAUAUUGAAACAUUGUCUUAUUUGGCUGAUAAUAUCUGUAAUUAAUGUAUCAUGUUACCAGUGUGAGAAGUAAUAAGUUUUUCCAAUGGUUUUAAAGUUUCAGUGGAGGUGAUCUGUUUUGAAGAACUGCUCACUAAUGAGGUCUGUGUUUCAAAGUCCCAAGUUUUGGGUUGCAUUUGCAGGGUCUAUUCUAAUGAAGUAACAGAGUAUUUUUCUUAAUAUAUCAGCUCUUCAUAUGGGAAUAAAGAGUAUAGAGGAAAGUUUUGGUGGUUAGAUUCAUCUCAUGUAUAUAUAUAAAAUUUCUUUUCAAAAAAUUAUGGGAAUAAUGUAACAUUUGGCAUGAAGUUCAAAAUUAGAAUUUUGGAUUAUUGAUAUUAAUAUUUAAAUGAGUUAUUUUUAUGUACUAGGUAAUUGUAGUAUAUAAAUGCAAGUUUAAAAAAUGACAAAAUUUGGUAGGCAUGAUUUUGCUUACUUUUGUGCAAUGGUUUAAAGUGUCCUUUCUGUGUGAGAAUUUAAAAAUAAAGAUACAUCCAGUAUUAUGGCUCA
This is a messenger RNA of Cryptotermes secundus, 10138 nucleotides long. RefSeq lists its product as uncharacterized. Bases 59 to 2734 code for a protein of 891 amino acids. The transcript has 12 exons. NCBI's taxonomy places the organism in Eukaryota, Metazoa, Arthropoda, Insecta, Blattodea, Kalotermitidae. Gene Ontology annotation, cellular component: nucleus; cytoplasm. Gene Ontology annotation, biological process: male meiosis I; meiotic cell cycle; mRNA stabilization. The record is from RefSeq and is a predicted model, not a curated record.